AUGGCCGAGCCAGGUGAAAAAGAGAGCUGCUGGGAGCGGUUUCUGUCUGCACGGCGGAAACCAGGUGAUCUGGCGGUACUGGGUGAUCUGAACGAGAACCCCAGCGGACUCCCGAGGCGCAGAGUGUCACAGUUCUCCUCUGAGAUGUGUGGCCACUCUGUACGGGAAGUUCUCUCGCUAAGUCCGCCUCCGACAGCGCGGCCGGAUGCAAGGCAUGCCGCUAGCGUCUCCCCUGUUCUGGGAUUUGGGGAGCGUUCGUUAUCUCCACGACUGCGAAGAGGAGAAACGGAAAGCGAUAGUCAGCUCGCGGUUGAUGAUGCUGGCAUGCCGCGGCGUCGAUUAUCUGAGUUCUCAGCCAGAAUGCAGAGUGGCAGUGCUGUACGCGAUGCGCUUUCCCAUAGCCCUGCACGGAAGUCCCUCAGGGGAUGCAGAGGAGAGAGGAGAUUCAAGCACAGCCUUGCUCCGGCAUCUGCGCGAGAAUCCGUGCUGAGCGGCUACGGGGAACGCCAGGAAUCUGCGCGGCGCCUGCUGCAGGUGAGAGGGGAAAGCAAGGACUUUGGAGACAGAGGGAGAUCCUCGAGCGGAAUUCCCUGGCGCCAGCUUCCUCUCUAUGAUUGUCACGGCCUGCUGCUUCAAACCGGGACUUCCAUCAAACCAGAUCCAGCAGUUCGAGCGCCUUCUGUCUUUUCCGAGCGUUUGCACAGCAGCGAUGCUGUAAAGGACCUGCUUUCUGGAGAGCACUGUCGGGGCCGCAUGAGCCUGCAGAACUGGCAGCGAGAGGAAUCUAGCAACUUUGUGGCAUUUCCAGGACAAUCGCUGCACCGCAGAGACAUUACCCCAGCAUUGACAGCAGCAUCCAGGGCAAGUGGCCACGCAAUGGAGACCGAGAGGUCUCGCUGCCUCGCCAAGUUUGACAGGAGUCAGAAACUGAAGUUCAACCGAACCACUAUCGCCAAGUUGUUGAAUGCAGCCUUCUCCAUGCAUACAAGCUCCAUCAGCAUCGCCACGUUCGAUGCCAUCAGCCACAGUCCCAGCAGAUGCCGAGCCGCUCCGGUGUACGCAGCCGCAGAGUCGGUCGCGUCGCACAUAUUCUUUCGAAGCAGAUAUGGCAAAGAUCUCGUUGGCGGCUGGGCGCCUUGCGACGGCAGCCUGCAGCGCAUCAACAGCAACUCCGAGGCCGCGAUACGUUUGGAAAGCGCACGAGCCGAGCGCGCGCGGUGCCUCGGCUUCAUUCCUCGCCAGAGGGAGAAGGUCCGGAGGGAGCCGGAGGUCCUGUGCGACACGAGCCGCGGAUCACCGGCAAACGUGAACCAGAAUUCUCAGGACACCACCUCGCUUGCGGCUGACAAAAUACCCAUGAACGAGUCGUUGAAACCUUUCGAUGACAAGGUUGGCCAGGUUGUUGAAUUCAUCGACAAGAUCAUUGGCCAUGGCCGAGGACAGCCGCUGUCACAGCCAGAGUCUGAAGGGCGUCUGACACCAUCACCGGAGAAGAAGCAGGCAGGUCCGCCAACCGUGACCCGUAAUCUUACCGGCUUCGUGCCCGUAGGUGCUGCUUGUUUGACUUUGGAUGCGCUAAUGCCGACUUUGGGCAGGACCUUGGAUGGUGUUGGUGCAGCAAAGCUUUGGUUGCUUUCUCGUUGCAUUGCACGUGCGACAAGCUUGCAGCCAUUCGAGCUGUUCCAUGUCUUUCUGAGCCACAUGGGGAGUAUGUGCAAUUCUCACAACCGGAUCUACGAUUGCAUACCCAAGUUGUCCAUUGAAAUCGAAGCUGUCCUGAAGAACAAGACCCCAUCUUUGGCUGGGCUUGCUGUUGUCAGCUGGCUCCCCCCGAACCAGAGCCGGAAGUGGACAUCGGCUCACAUGCGAAAGAUGCAGCUGGAGAAGCAGAUAAUUCUGAAUAAGGUCUCGCUGUAUCCGCGACUCCUCACGUCAGCCCUGGAAGCUGAGAAGGCCUCCACUGCAACAGCAUUGCACCAGAAAGACCAGAAGGUGCAGAAGGAAAGGGACAUCGUGCCUGACAAGAGGGCCAGUCAUGACGGGAUAUGUGGACAUUUGCAGACUGCUAAGGCGAAGUUUACUGCGCUGAUGCAGCCAGACAUUGGCAAGCUGCGGGAUAGGCGGAAGGCGGCGCAAGGAGCACCAGCCAGAGCAGGUCUGGUAGCCUAG
Messenger RNA from Symbiodinium sp. CCMP2456, 2169 nucleotides. The record is from the annotation of a GenBank genome assembly. Lineage: Eukaryota; Dinophyceae; Suessiales; Symbiodiniaceae.